GUUUAAAAAAGACGCUCCCCGCCCCCUCUCGAUCUCUAUAUCAGGUGAUCAUCGAAGAAUCGCGGUCACAUGAUCUCGUGUGUACAUAUUGAUCGAGUGGGCCAUGAUCAGCCUAGAACUUUAGAACCAUGACCAUGAAGGCAUGAUGACCACGCUAAUUUCUACUUAUUCUAGAACCAACCUGUUAACAAAUUAAUCAACAAUACCAAUGCAGCAGAUAGCAGCUGGAAGGCCUGAAGGACAAAUUUCAAUGGUCUAAUACAACACAAUUCUACUAUGAUACGUUUAGUCUGCAACAAGCGGUUCUUCGAGCCACGCUCAUCAUGUAGUAAAAAAAUGGGUAUACACACCCUUUUCAUCGUUACCUCAUUAUGUAUUCAAGUGACAUCUGGGUUCAUGACCCCUGACAUGAUACUGAAGAUGGCCACUGCAGGACGCCCUCCCAUGACGCCCCAUGUCCAGGGUGAAGUAUCUAGCAAGUGUGAGGCUGACCUAGCUGACCUCAUGGCAUCAGAGACCAGUGAACUGAUUCAGGUUGUUGACUCUUUUGGGAAGCCCGAGUCGGGUCUUCUGGCCGGUAAUGCAGUAUGGAUGGGCCACUAUGAUGAAUGCAUGAGCAUCUCAGAUUUUAAUUUCUGCAUGUCAUACCUACAGCUUACAUUACCACAGAAUAGUUCUAGUGUUCCAAGUCCUACAGGUAAAACUCAGUUGAUGUGGGGAGUGUGUGUACCACAAUCUUGCUCAGACUACGACAUACUGUAUGCUCUACAAGACUUACUGACUUUGGUGGAAGCUCCUUUCAACAUUACAGCCGUCAAUGCUUCUUCGGUCGUCUGUGCUCAAGAUCCCCCUGCUCCGUACAACAGUAUCGGUUUUAUUGUUACAAUGGCGAUUAUUGGAUUAUUAGCAAGUUUGAUGCUCCUAGGGGCUUUCCUAGACACCACCCUGCGUUCAGUAAACUACAAGGCCCCGCCCAGCACCCACAAGCUGGUCAUCAACAGGACAUCAGACCCUUACCCCUACCAGAGAGUGAGAAGCCCCUCUGGAGGUGAUGAUAGGGGUGCGAUGGAGGAGGAGGACCAAGGGGCGCAAGACCUGGAGGAAGUCCCGACAGCUUGCACCAGGGCAUGGCAACAGUUCCUGCUCUGCUUUGCUGUUAAUCGCAACCUCACAAAACUGCUGUCUUCUAAGACCAGUGAGGGCGGUAUAGGCUGUCUGAACGGCAUUCGGGUCAUCAGUAUGACCUGGGUCAUCCUUGGUCAUGUGCCACUCUUUAUUCUUAUGGCAGGAGUUGUGGGGAAUCCAUCAGUUGCCUUGGAUUUCAUUGGUCGAUUUGGGUUCCAAGCAGUGGCCAAUGCAUUUUUCUCAGUUGAUUCAUUUUUCUUUCUCAGUGGCUUGUUGGUUGCUUAUAUGGCUCUGGGUAAAAUGGCAAAGACGGGAGGGAAGCUUCCUUGGUUCUGGUUUUAUUUCCAUCGAUACUGGAGACUAACCCCAGCGCUAGGUAUGACCAUGUUGAUCUGGCUCCAUCUGAAACCCUACCUUGGUUCAGGACCUAUCUGGCAGGCUACGGUCUCGGAUCCGUACUGCUCCAAGUACUGGUGGGUCAACCUGCUUUACAUCAAUAACUUCUACCAAGAUAAUUGUAUUGCUUGGGUAUGGUAUCUAGCUAAUGAUAUGCAGUUUUUUAUCAUCAGCCCUUUUCUGCUCAUCAUGCUACACAAACUACCAUUGCUUGGACUGCUUAGUAUGCUAGUAAUUUGUGUGGUCAGCUCCAUUACUACUGGUGUACUCAUGGCUAAACACAACUUCUCUGUUGUUUUUGUGGAUGUGUCUAAUCCAAAUCCACCUGCAGAUAUAAAUCAAACCUUUCAGGAAGUGAUCUAUGACAAGCCCUACUGCCGCAUCGCACCUUACAUGGUUGGCAUGGCAAUGGGAUACCUUCUUCUUCGACUCAAGAAACAGAGUUUCAAAUUGCAUCCGUCUGUUGUGAUUAUAGGAUGGUGUGCGGCUACAGCCAUCGGAAUGGCGUGUGUGUAUGGGCUGUAUGGAGGUUACAACAACCACCCACUGAGUCCAACGGAGAACGCAGUCUACAUGGCUCUGUGUCGGUUCGCUUGGGCCAUCAGUCUCUCUUGGGUUGUGUUUGCCUGUCACUAUGGAUACGGAGGUUGGAUCAACGACUUCCUGAGUUGGGAGCUGUGGAUACCAAUGAGCCGUCUGACCUAUUCUGCAUAUCUUCUACAUCCUAUCAUUAUUACGAUCUACAUCAGCAACUUUGCUACCAACUACUUCUUCUCCAUCUAUAUGCUUGCAUUUGAGGUUGCAGCCAUCAUUACUCUGGCCUACACUGCUGCGAUCCUACUGGCAGUAUCCAUAGAGUUUCCUUUUGGAAACCUGGAAAAAAUGUUGGUGCCCUCGCCGGAUAAGAAGACUAAAUAGCAGCUGUAUAAACAAUGUAACGUGAUUGGGUUUUAAUUGUGUAUUACUUACAAGUACUUGUAAGAAGAGAAAAUGACAGAAAGAAAAGUGGCGAAUCCAGGGGGCAUCCAGGAUACAUACAUUCCCCCCCCCCCCC
Molecule: messenger RNA, 2575 nt
Organism: Strongylocentrotus purpuratus (purple sea urchin)
Lineage: Eukaryota; Metazoa; Echinodermata; Echinoidea; Camarodonta; Strongylocentrotidae
Product: nose resistant to fluoxetine protein 6
Exons: 16
Coding region: 277-2439 (720 amino acids)
Molecular function (GO): acyltransferase activity, transferring groups other than amino-acyl groups
Source: RefSeq, a predicted model, not a curated record